This is a messenger RNA of Leptinotarsa decemlineata (Colorado potato beetle), 758 nucleotides long. Its product is annotated as larval cuticle protein 16/17. Gene Ontology annotation, cellular component: chitin-based extracellular matrix. NCBI's taxonomy places the organism in Eukaryota, Metazoa, Arthropoda, Insecta, Coleoptera, Chrysomelidae. The record is from RefSeq and is a predicted model, not a curated record. Gene Ontology annotation, molecular function: structural constituent of chitin-based larval cuticle.
UUUUCCAAGAUGAUGCAUCUAUCAAUUAUCUUACUCAUUUCAAUAGUUUCAGUUCAAGGUGAACACGGUGUUACUGUUGGCACAUUAGUGAAUAAGAAGGAACAAAAUGAAGAUGGUUACCAUUUCAAAUUCUCAACAAGCGACGGACAAAAUAGAGAAGAAACAGGUGUCCUGUCAAAAUUGGGAGAUAAUCUGAUAUUGAGAGUAGUAGGCUUUUACUCAUAUAAAGGAGAUGAUGGUAAUUCGUACCAAGUGACCUAUCGUGCUGACGACACUGGUUUCACAGCAACAGGUGACCAUUUACCAACAUUGAAAACAUAUUAUCCAAAGAUAACAUCGUCAACAACCGAAUUUCCUCAAGAAAUAGAGAAUCCCAUUCUGUUGCGUUCUGACUUCUUACCAAGAACUCGAAUAGCAUCAUCAGCGAUUGCAUCACUAGCAGGAGGAGGUUUAGGAUGAAGAAUGGCUGAUUUCUUGAUACAAUAUGAGUGAUGAUUUACUGUCAAAUCAUUUACGUUUAUUUUAAAAGAGUAGGGCGUAAUUCAAUUAUGGCAGAGUGGUCUAAACUUGAAUAGAAAACAACUCUAUGAGCAAUAACUAUGCAAUUUUUCCAAACUUUUUUAUACAUUUCAAAUCUAUCUGUUCAGUUGGCUGGAGUCAUUAUUGAAUGUCAGCUUAUGUUUUGAAAUUUCAGCGAUUCCAACAUUAUUCAAAGCACAAAUUAUUUAUAAAUUGAUUAACAUUUUCGAAAUGGAAUU